AUGAAGGAAUGCUAUGAACACAGAAAGAAAGAAACUACACAAAAAAAACGAAUCAUGGUAUUCUUGCUCUUUGAGAAUCAGUUGAGCGAUACGUUUCUCGCUGGACUUACAGGACUGAGCCCUCAUGACGACGAGACCUCAGCAAUAGCAUCACGAGGCAGUGAUGGACCGCAACUCUUUCCAAGCAUUAUUCCUUUCCAACAACAAUCCACAAGCAAUGUCACUUCUUUUAAAUUUGAUUUAUACAGUGACUUGGUGGCAGGUCUCGAUUCACCAUUUAUAGUGAUAUUUCUUGGUGUUUUUUUGUUUGCUGUAAUAUCUUACGCAAUGCAAUUUAAACAACUCAAGAGAAAUCAGCAUGUGCUCUUCUGGAUGUUAUUCGCCUUGACACUGUUUGCUUCUUUUCAAAAUAUGACAAGAUUGGCCAGUGAAUUGUCAUUCCUGCAUCCAGUCUAUCAAACAGCAUUUCAAUUGAAUAAUUGGAUCAAAAUGGUGGAUCGUUCGAUGGCUGCUGUGUUAUUGUAUACUCAAAUACUCAUUAUGGGUUUAAUUAGCUUUGCAUUCAUGAAAACAUCACGAGCGACAUGUGACAUUUCCCAAAAAACUUUCAAGAUUUGUCUCGCUCUUCUCAUUGUCAUUAUGGUCAUCUUGUUCGUUUUGUUUUUAUUGGGACAUGUCAUGGUCAUUCUCAUUUUGCACAUUCUGCGAUCCAUUAAUGCCCUCUCUCCAAAAGCAUCACUUGAUUAUUCGAUUGUCAUUUUCACAUCUCCCAUGAUUAUUUUGUUGUUGGGAUUGAUUGCAACGGCUGUGUUGUUGAAUACAUUUGGAUUUCGAUUGUUGGCAACCUUACACAGAAGUAAGCAAAAAGUGAAGAAUAUGAUCAUGAAGAAGACAGCAACCACCACUAAUGCUGCAAACGUCGACAGUGACUCAGUCGCAUCUGUGACAGGUGGAGAAGAUUCGCCACGAGCCAUUCCUAACAACCAAGAGAGUAAGAACAUGAAAGAAAUCUCCAGCAUGGACAAUGUGACACUGAAAUCUCUUCAAAAAGCAACACUGGAGCAUGAUCGAACCUAUCAAAUGAAAAAACAAGCCCUUCGAAGAGUAUUGAGCUUGCAAGUUGGCCUUUCCAUUUUCUUCUUUGUUCAAUUUAUUGGAUUGUGUUUUAUUCCAGGAGCAAUUUCAUGGCAAUUUUCAUUGUUAUUUUAUCAUGUCUUUUCAAAUGUUGGAGUGUUGGGAUUUGUGAUCAUUUUGUUGUGUAUUUAUCAUCCUUUGAAGGAAGUUCAACGAUUGUUUCUCAUGAAAGAGAUGAACAAGAAUGAACAAGAAAUGAAGGAAACGAAUAUGCAAAAAGUUUAA
Messenger RNA from Naegleria fowleri, 1359 nucleotides. RefSeq lists its product as uncharacterized. Lineage: Eukaryota; Heterolobosea; Eutetramitea; Acrasida; Naegleriidae. The transcript has 4 exons. The coding region runs from base 1 to 1359 and encodes 452 amino acids. The record is from RefSeq and is a predicted model, not a curated record.